This is a messenger RNA of Candoia aspera, 3452 nucleotides long. RefSeq names its product zinc finger AN1-type containing 3 (gene ZFAND3). The transcript has 7 exons. NCBI's taxonomy places the organism in Eukaryota, Metazoa, Chordata, Lepidosauria, Squamata, Candoiidae. The coding region runs from base 366 to 1076 and encodes 236 amino acids. The record is from RefSeq and is a predicted model, not a curated record. Gene Ontology annotation, molecular function: DNA binding; zinc ion binding.
CAAGACCACCCUACUCGCCUGAGGGGGAGGAGUUGAGGGCAUUGUUGGGUCAGGGGGCGCGCGCUAAUCGUGGGGAUGGCAUGUUGUGGGCCCGUCACAACCCUCCGGUAGCCUCCUCCUGCAGCUCAGUGUCACCUCAAGCACCAAAGGGCGCGGCUGCCUCUCUUUCCGCCGCCGCGUUGCUGCCGCCGCCGCCGCCGCCUCUUCUUCACCCACCCACCCAGCCGUCUCAGUAGUGGUAGCGUCCGACUCCAGCUGACCGGCCUGGAAUCCCGGCAUCGAGCCCCGGCCUGGAUCCUCUGCCUUGAGCUGCCCCUUCCCCUGCCCUGACCCUGAGCACUGGUGCCGCCGCCGCCGCCGCCGCCAUGGGAGACGCCGGCAGCGAGCGCAGCAAAGCCCCCAGCUUGCCGCCCCGCUGCCCCUGCGGGUUCUGGGGGUCCAGCAAGACAAUGAAUCUGUGUUCCAAAUGCUUUGCUGAAAAAAGAAAUCCACACAACGAAAAAGAUUUUCAAAAGAAGCAACCAGAUGAUGAGUCCACUCCCAGCACAAGCAACAGCCAAUCGGAUUUGUUCUCUGGAGAAACAAAUAGCGACAACAGUAAUACCUCUCUAUUGACACAGACUGUUAACUCCAACCAGCAACUUUCGACAGAACUGAAUGUAACUUCAUUGAGCAAAGAGGAAUGUGGGCCAUGCACAGAUACAGCUCAUGUUUCUUUAACCACAGCAACCAAAAGAUCUUGUGAUUCAGAUUCACAGGUGGAAAGCGAGGCUUCUCCUGAGAAGCGGCCACGGUUAUUGGAGGAUGGUCAUGACAGACCUGAGGAAAUCAGCCGUUCCAAACAGAAGAGCAGACGCAGGUGUUUCCAGUGCCAAACGAAAUUGGAGCUGGUACAGCAAGAACUGGGAUCAUGUCGCUGUGGUUAUGUGUUCUGUAUGUUGCAUCGCCUGCCUGAACAGCACGAUUGCACGUUUGACCACAUGGGACGCGGGCGUGAAGAAGCCAUUAUGAAAAUGGUGAAACUGGACCGGAAAGUUGGUCGAUCGUGCCAGCGCAUUGGCGAGGGCUGCUCCUGAGUGGCAAGACUCUUCAACCAAAUGCUGUUCUCUUAGUUCACUAAUGUUAGCCUUAUUUAGGACAAAGUCAGCCAGACACCUUGUACUGGGCAAGUUUCAGACUACAGCCAAUCAAUUUCCUUUCUUUAGGCAACCAUCCUGGUACUGUAGUUUAGGAGUUAAAUGGUGAUCAACAGUGAUUACUGGCUGGUUGUUAAGGUGCCUGCUAGCCACUGUAUUAAAAAAAUGAAGACAUAUUUUUUGAGCAUGGCUAGUGGAUUUUAACAAAAAUAUAAAGGCUUCUUAUUGCAGGAGUCAAGUUCUUACAAACAAACAAAAAGCCUUAUGUUGGGAAGUGUCCAGCAGCUGAGUAGAAACUGAUGUAAAAGACUGCUUAUAUGCAUACCACGCUGGAAGAAACGACCCUUAUUAGCCUGGCUUUCCUGACCUUACUUUUAGCUAACCUUGAAGAGGUGAAGCUCUGCCUAAAACAAGCAGUGUGGUUGCUAAACCUAGAAGACCUAAACCCUUACUUUUGACAUUUCCACGCCUGUCUUCUGAGGUCGUACAGCACCACCAACAUCAGGAAAUCUCUUAGGCUAGGAACAGCUUUCUGGGAAGCCGAAAAGAAGGGGACAGAUUCUUAUGACAACUUUUAUACCAGAUUAAAAUAUCAGAUUACAGGGAAAUUAUUUCUUUACCAAGGUGAAGGAGGAAAUAUCUUACUUUAAAGUUAGCACUAUUCUGGAACAAGCAGUAGACAGCGUGCAUUUUCUACACAGCAUCAACAACAUUUCUUAAGUGGUGUGAUCCAAUUCCAUAUGCCAACCAUAGUUGCUGUUUCCCAUCAGCCAAAAUCUGAUUGGCUCUUGUUUGCCUUUUGCUAAGUGCAGGUAUCUGAUAAUUGAACAAAUAAGGCUAAUUCACAGCACAGUAGCCAUGCCUGGAUUCUACAGACUGACUUUCUGUAGCUAGACAUAUAUUGAGGGGUAAAGGACAUUUUGUAGCAAAUGGAAUUCAGUAACAGUAUUGGGGGAACAACCAGGAAAAUCACCCUUUAUUGAACUGAGUUUGUACGCCUCACUUCCAGUGUAUUAAGGAGAUAAUCAAACGGGCUGUCCCAGCCUUGUGACUAUGCAGCUUGGUACUCUCAGUGAAGGUCUCCGCUCAUCAUCAGUUGCAAAGCAAGUGACUGUAAAAUGCCUUGCAUAGAAUGGGGACUCUCCAGAUCUGGUCUUUUAGAGCUACUGUUCUGUAUCGGGGUAUGUCAAUUUCAUUGAACUGAACUGCACAUUUUUUUUGUUGUUGUUUGUUUGUUUUUAAUGUGCAGUGGUUUCCUCUAGCUACAGGCAAAUGUGUCUGUAAGGAAAAAAAAAUUCAUAUUUAUAAUGGCCUAACGUGGAAUGUUUACCCCACAAACCAGUUAGUGCUCAGCUAGCAAUUUGGAAUUAGGUCUAGUAGGAAGUAGGGAAGGGCUGCUGGAAGAAGGGGAACUGUAUUGUCUCUCACGUUCACAAAUAGAAUACAUUUAAGCCACCAAAAAGAGUGAAUUACCUCAUAUCACUCUAAAAAAAGGUUGUAGGGUAGAGCAGCUUAAAUAAGUCACUGGCUGCUCUGUAUGUUCUGAAGGUCAAUUACUAGUUUACAGGUCUAUUUGUAUUUAAUCUGGUAGCCAGUAUGGCCAGUGAAGGAGACUCAGCCUUUGCCUAUAUUACAGCAGUACAAAUUAGUAAUGAAGUCAAUCCACCAUUCUAAAGUUCAAUAUGGAAAAGCCAUUCUGUGUUGUACUCAAGGCUUUGAAAUCAGCAAUGGAAUUUCCAGCUGCAUAUUCUGUUUCCUAAGGAAGUAUUCUCCUUCCAUCGGUAUGUGGGAGAUACUAGACAAUUUUCUUUGUGUUUGCCAUGAAGAGUUUUAAACAAACAUGGACUUCAGCUGCUGCCACGCUAUGCACUUUCUUCCCUUCUAAAAUCCUAGCAUAGCAUUUGAUGGACAUUCUGAUUGAUAUACAAGACUUGCAGAUUAAUAACAAAGAUGCUGUUUUUCUCUUGUUAAUCUUUCUUUAGCCCUGAUACACGUGCACGGUUGAUUUCAAGGUAUCUCUUGAGCAAACACUACUCUAGUUCAUGUGGAUUAUGGACAAUGUUCACUUUAAAAAGUGUGGGGGUUGUUCCUUUGCAGUAUCUGUUCUGUGAGGUUUGUUAAACGUAAAGAAAGCUUAAGUUCUUGUAAUCUUAAAGAAAUCUUAUUUAACCCUUUUUUGUGUUCUAGAUUUACUUACACAUGUAGCUUAGAGCUCAGUUUUAGUUUAACAUUGUGAAAUAUUAAAAAUGAUUGUAAUUCUUUUUCCUCCUGCUUAAAAGAAACAAAACCAUUAAACAGAUCAGAUUAAAAUUUGAA